AUGGCAGCUCAUAGCCAGCUGUCCCUUCGAUUCUGUGCUUCACUAGUCUUCUGGAUUACAAUUGCUCUCAUCCAGGUUCCCCUCGCUUUGUGUGGCCCUGUCCACAUUCGCGAUGCUUCGCCACGAGCAGCCUUUGUCUCGCUGGUCUCGGAACAGCAAAGAGAACAGAUGGUAGCCUCUGUCGCACAGCUCGAGCAGCGAUUCAACCACAAGUACCACUACGACUGGGUAUUCUUCAGCCACGAGGAGCUUAGUGAAGAGUUCAAAGACGCUACCUCCAACGCCACUGCCUCCACUGUCACCUACAACCUGAUCCCCCAGCAACACUGGACAAUCCCGAACUCUGUCGAUCCCGGUCGCUUCGAGGCUGUGAAUGCCGACAAAGCCCUCAUCAGAACGGUCUAUCACAAGCGUCGUUGGUCUGCUGGACUCUUUGCCAGAGAGAAGCGUCUCCAGGCCUACGAGUGGUUCUGGAUGGUCGAGCCUGGCACCAAGUUCCUCUGUGACAUCACAGUCGAUGUCUUCCGUCUCAUGCGAGACCGUGGAAUUGCCUAUGGAGUCAAUGAAGUAUCCUUCGAGGGCGCCGCUGACUCCAAGCUCCUCUGGAAGAGCACAAAGUCCUUUAUGGAUACGCAUCCCGACAUGGUCCGACCCACGGCCGACAUCACCUGGAUCCUAGGAAACAGUACAAAAGCCAACAAGCCUACUCGUUCAUCAGAGUACUACGUGGGUGGGACUGACGAUAUGGAGAGGCUCGAUCUUGCCUUGGAAGAUGAAGGCUGCAAUGCCAGCGGACAAGGAACUGAGGGUGACAUGCCUCCCGGUAUUUCCCUUGAAGCUGAUCCUCAGCAGUGCGAGCCAAACACGGUUGCCGACGCCUUCACUACUCGACUUGCUGCCAGCUACGACCAGUGUAACAUGGAUACCCCUAUCGAGAUUGGCAACCUCAACCACUUCCGUGGACCUGAGCACAGCUCCUACUUUGACUAUCUCGACAAUGCCGGCGAAUUCUACUACGGAAAUACCGGCAACAUUCCUGUCCACUCCCUGAGUGCCAGCAUGUUCCUCCCACGCGACCAGUUCUGGCUUCUCGGUGACAUGGUUUGCGAGAUGCAUGGCCUCCACAGUUGCCCUCCAAUGCCUCACCAGACCUCCAACUCCAACCUACAGACCGAGAGCAACCCCAACUUCCUGGCUGAUGUAGUUGGAGCUUCUUGGUUCGGCGCCUGUGAGGACAACCAAGUCUUGCUCAUCCAUCGGGCCUGGGAGACAAUGGCGUUCGAGAUGGCCCGCCAGAGAGGUAUUCCAGCAGCUCAACUCGGCCACACCGCUCUUGAUGAGCGCAACUUCAAGCUCUACAAGCCCGAGAGAUACCCUGUCGAUGUCACACUGACUUGGUACUCGUUGGAGGAUAGCUGGUGCUCCUGGUCUUGUGAUCGCCUCAAGUGGUUCCUUGGGGUCUUGGGAUGGUAA
This is a messenger RNA of Colletotrichum phormii, 1473 nucleotides long. Its product is annotated as glycolipid 2-alpha-mannosyltransferase. Gene Ontology annotation, molecular function: alpha-1,2-mannosyltransferase activity. The transcript has 3 exons. Bases 1 to 1473 code for a protein of 490 amino acids. Gene Ontology annotation, biological process: cell wall mannoprotein biosynthetic process; protein N-linked glycosylation; protein O-linked glycosylation. Lineage: Eukaryota; Fungi; Ascomycota; Sordariomycetes; Glomerellales; Glomerellaceae. Gene Ontology annotation, cellular component: Golgi apparatus; membrane. The record is from RefSeq and is a predicted model, not a curated record.